Messenger RNA from Lacerta agilis (Sand lizard), 1657 nucleotides. RefSeq names its product malonyl-CoA decarboxylase (gene MLYCD). Gene Ontology annotation, cellular component: peroxisomal matrix; mitochondrial matrix. Gene Ontology annotation, molecular function: malonyl-CoA decarboxylase activity. Gene Ontology annotation, biological process: malonyl-CoA catabolic process; fatty acid biosynthetic process; acetyl-CoA biosynthetic process. Bases 94 to 1641 code for a protein of 515 amino acids. The transcript is spliced from 5 exons. Lineage: Eukaryota; Metazoa; Chordata; Lepidosauria; Squamata; Lacertidae. The record is from RefSeq and is a predicted model, not a curated record.
UAAGACGAAGGCCUCCCGCCCCAUUGACUUGCCGGAGUAUAUACCGAAUUUGGGAUUCCGACAAACGAGGGAAAAGGUUCGCUGGGCUUUAUAAUGCGCCGCGCGGGGCCGUGCGUGGCAUCGGCGCAGCACCAGCUCUUCCGCCACCUGGUUCUCCGCUCUUCCGGCAGACCGCGGCCUAGCGCCGUCGCCAUGGCAACCGCAACCUUCCCAGGCCCGAUGGCCAUGGAGGAAGCUCUGAGCCGCGCCGUCCCGCCGCUGCCGCCUUACGAGACCCGGGAGAAAGUGGCCGCGCCAGCCGGGGCCGCCCUGGAGCAGCGCGGCGCGGAGUUCAUGCGCUACUACCGCGCCCUGGAGAGCGGCAGGCCGAGGGCCGAGCUGCUGAGCCGCCUGGCCCGCGACUUCGGCGUCGAGCACGGCCGGGUGGCCGAAGUGAGCGGGAAGGUGGCCCGGCUGCUGCAACAGCAGCAGCAGCAGCAGCAGGAGGCGGCUGGGGGGAAAGGGGAGCACGAACCCGGCGCCCUCCUGCAGGCCGAGGACCGGCUCCGCCACUACCUCACGCCGCGCUACCGGGGCCUCUUCCAGCACCUCGGCAGGCAGGAGGGCGGCCUCCGCUUCCUGGUGGAGCUCCGCAGGGACCUGCUCGAAGCCCUGGCGGCCAGGGAGGCCGAAGGGCCGCAUGUCAGGGAAAUGAAUGGAGUGUUAAAGAACAUGCUGUCAGAGUGGUUUUCCACAGGAUUCCUAAAUUUAGAUCGAGUUACAUGGCAGUCGCCUUGUGAGAUUCUUCAAAAGAUUAGCGAUAGUGAAGCUGUACAUCCUGUUAGAAACUGGGUGGACAUGAAACGACGUGUUGGAUCUUACAGAAGGUGCUAUUACUUUGCCCACUGUGCAAUACCUGGCGAGCCGUUGGUUGUUCUGCAUGUUGCACUUACAGACGAGAUAUCUAGCAGCAUCCAGGCCAUAGUGAAGGACAUUCCCCCCUUAGAAGUUGAGGAUCUGAACAAAAUCACCACUGCAAUUUUCUAUUCAAUCAGUUUGACUCAGCAGGGCCUGCAGGGUGUGGAGCUGGGGACGUACCUCAUCAAGCGAGUUGUUAAGGAACUGCAGGUGGAAUUUCCUCAGAUCAAAGUCUUCUCUACUCUGUCUCCCAUUCCGGGAUUCACCAAAUGGUUCCUGGGCCUUCUUUCUUCACAGUCCAAGGAGACAGACAGAUGUGAUCCUUUCACAGAUCCUGAAUAUCAAGAAAUAUCUGAGAUCACAGGAGACCCUGCUGUUGAAAUUCUAAAACGCCUCUUAGCAAACAAUGAGUGGGUGAGGUCGGAAAGACUGGUCCGAGCUUUACAGCAACCACUUAUGAGACUGUGUGCCUGGUAUCUGUAUGGAGAGAAGCACCGUGGCUAUGCCCUUAACCCUGUGGCAAACUUCCAUCUUCAGAACGGUGCAGUGUUAUGGCGUUUGAACUGGAUGGCCGACACAAGCCCCCGUGGCAUCACUGCCUCUUGCGGAAUGAUGGUCAACUAUCGCUAUUUUUUGGAGGACACUAUGAGUAACAGUGCUGCAUAUCUUGGAACUAAACAGAUUAAAGCCUCAGAGCAGGUUCUAUCCUUAGUAACUCAGUUUCAGCAGAACAGCAAACUUUAAAUAAAUGAAGCAGCUU